Messenger RNA from Medicago truncatula (barrel medic), 750 nucleotides. RefSeq names its product putative F-box protein At5g62660. Gene Ontology annotation, molecular function: protein binding. NCBI's taxonomy places the organism in Eukaryota, Viridiplantae, Streptophyta, Magnoliopsida, Fabales, Fabaceae. The record is from RefSeq and is a predicted model, not a curated record. Bases 1 to 750 code for a protein of 249 amino acids. The transcript has a single exon.
AUGGAGAAGAAGAGAUAUGUGGGUUCAGAAGAUGGAAAAGUGAACACUUAUAUAUCAGAUGAUAUAGCCGUUUCAAUUCUAUCAAAGUUGCCGCUUAAAUCUUUUAAGCGAUUUCAAUGUAUUCGAAAAUCAUGGUCCCUCUUAUUUGAGAACCAUCACUUCAAGAACAUGUUCCGCACGAAUUUCUUUUCCAAUUCUCACUGUUGUUCUUAUUACGAUGGUGCAUCUCUCCUCCUAAAGGUUAUUGAACACAAUAAAGAAGCUUUGUAUUCUUUUUCUGGUGAGAGGUUCAAGAAUAAAAUCAAACUGGAAUUCACAAAUCCUUUUCUUGAAAAUGAUAGUAUUCAUGUGUUUGGUUUUGGUAGUAUUAAUGGUACUUUUUGUCUUCAUGAAUAUCAAGAAGGCGAUUAUGAAAAAAUUACACUGUGGAACCCAGCUACGGAAACAUUUAAUCUCCUUCCUCCCGGUGAGAUUGAGUCAGCUAUCACAGAUGAAGCUAAGGCUUUAGUUGAAGUUUGGUUUUAUUCUUGUCUUCAUGGAUUUGGUUAUGACCAUGUUAUAAGUGAUUAUAAGGUCAUUCGGGAUGUACAAGUUUUGAUACAACCAUCAUUUCAAUACUCUGAUGACCUUGAAGAAAUUACAACUUUAGGCUGGUUGGAAGAAAUUAAUGCUUGGGAGAUAUAUAGCCUAAGAAGUAACUCAUGGAGAAAACUUGAUAUUGAGAUGCCGUCUUCUUGGGAGUUGUACUGA